Molecule: messenger RNA, 2807 nt
Organism: Aphanomyces astaci
Lineage: Eukaryota; Oomycota; Saprolegniomycetes; Saprolegniales; Verrucalvaceae
Exons: 10
Coding region: 34-2589 (851 amino acids)
Source: RefSeq, a predicted model, not a curated record
CAAUCGAGUAACGCUCUACGCCACGUCCUUCCGAUGCCAAGCACUUCGAAGGCAGCGUCGGCAGCAAAGACGUCCGAGGCUGCUGGUGCGUCGACUGAGGCUCCGGAUGAAGAGGCCGCAAAGGCAGAACUUGCCGCCGUGGAAGCCCAAGACGAAGACGACGAUGACGAGAGCGACACGAACGAAGAAGACACGGGUUUGACUGAGAACCAGAAUCGGUUGCUGUACCUCAUCUCGCUGUACACGAAACCCGCCAUCUUGUCAACGGACAAGGAAGAGUGGAUUCGGAAGCCGGCGUUGCUGGUGUUGCUCUACGAAGCGAUCGUGUCCCAAGCCGUCGACUACGACUACGCGCCGGCGUCGGAACUGAUCGAGAACAAGCGCAAGUACUUUAAUAUUUCCCAGGAAGGCAAGUCGGAUCUGGACUUUCUCCGCGAAGAAGAGCUGCUCAACGGGUUAAAGCUCGCGUCCAAGACGUACCAGCCCGUCACGUGCUACCAAAUCUCGGAGAAAGGCCAGGAACUCGUGGCAAAGCUGGGAAAGGCCGACAAGAGCCCCAUCCACGACAUGGCGUACGCGCCAGGCACGCGCAACCUCCUUCGAGUCGACUGGGACGGGCACGAGUACUGGCUCGUGGACGCAGACAGCGGGUACCGCCGCGUGUCGUCUGUGACAGAGACUGAAACCGUGUCGUACGUGUCGAGUGCGUACGUGCCCCAGUGUCUGCGACGUGGUGGCCGACCGACCCUCAGCAACGCCCACCGCGCGCACGAGUGCGGACUGAGCGACUCGACCAUCAAGGACCAGCUGGACGAAAUCAUCUCACUCAAUUCUGUGUCUCUGAUCGUAUCCGAGUUCAUUCCAUUUGGUGCCAACCAGCUUGUGCAGCUCAACUGCAACCUCGGGUCCACGGAACGUGUCCAGGGCGGGUUCUUUACGUCGUUGGUGGACACCAACUCGACGGGGACGCAGAUCGCGGUGGAGCCAGGCCUGACGUCGGUGAAUAUCCUGGACUUUGCCCUGACCAAUCACGUGAACUUUGAAGCUGACAUCCACUACCCCGAAGCCCCCGGUGUCGUCCAAGUCGAAACAUUCGGGUGCUCCCUCACAGCUACUGGCUCGUGCUUUUACGGGAUGCAGGUCGAAGCCAUCAUGGAUCGCAUUAAGGACAACAUUUCCCUGGAUCAUCUCUCGCGGCUUCUCGUGGACGUGCAGAAAGACUCGUCGCAGAUCGUCGACUCUGUUCUAAGUGCAUACCAGCGCAGUCUCCUGGGUCUAGUGUUUAUGAACCAAGACUCGAACCGAGACAAGAUCAACCUGAUCAUCGCCAACGAGAUCACGCCGCACUUGACAGCCGAAGAGUACAUGGACAAGGGCGAGUACGAGAACGAGCUCAAGCAAGUGAUCGGCGAUACCCGCGCCGCAUUUGACAUAUCCGAGCACGACACGCUCAUCUUUGGGGCGUUCGGACUGCUCAUCGCCGGCCCCAACUCGCGCCACCACGAGCCCCUCCUCUGCUCGUUCCUGGAGUACGAAAGCAUGAACCUAUUCACGCAAAACUUCUUCGCGCGGCUAUUCAUUGUCGUCGACGACAUGAAGACCGUCAGGGGUAUGAUUGAGGUGGCUGAACGAGACCCGAACCGCCUCGCCGAUAUCCGCCGCCGCCUUGCCGUGCUCUCCAAGGAAGUGAUUCUGCUUGAAGAAACCCUCGGGUUCCUAAGAGAGUCGUUGGACGAGGCGGAAAUCCCCCCCGAACCGCCCGAGCAGGCCGGACGCAGCUUGUACGAACGACUGCAGCUGGGGAGUUUGAGUUCGCAAUUGAAGCGCCGAGUGAAAGACUUGGGGAAGAAAAUGGAUGGCGCAAGGCACGAGUUGGUCGUGUUGAAUGAGAUGAGCUCCAUCUUCAGCGAAGAACGCAUCUACAAGCAGCAAGAGGCCAUCCGAUUCCAAACCAGAAGCCUCUGCGAGCUCCAGGCCAUCAACGAGCGGUCGGCCGCCACUUUGCAGCUGAUUCAAGUCGUCUUGUCUGGGUCUCUCGCCUUUCAAAUCCUGCACCAACUCACUGGCGACUGGUCCCUUCUCAAUCAAAACUGGGCCAAAGCCUUCCUCAACCCCCUCGUGCUAGACAGCCCCGGCUUGUGGUUUAUCCUGAGUUUGCUGUUUUGGGCGGCGUUGGCUGGGGGACUUGUGUACGUGCUCAAGACGUUCAUCUACCGAUCUCAAGGGGUUGUGACCAUCCGACUCACACGGCAAGUGCCAAUUGAUAUGAAGAACCUGGCCACGUAUAUCCGGACCAAAAAUAUAUCGGACGAAUCCCACGUGUACGACGGUAAUGUCAAAGUGGCCAAAGUCAUGUGGCACGAACUGUUUAAAAAGGAAUGGGGCGGCGCCGUCCCCACGGUUCAGCUCGAGUACGACGAAGAGAAUGCGUUCAUGCUGCAGAUUGUGAUUUCGUACCGCCGUCGCCAAGCCAACAAGCAGCUGGCGUUCAACGCCGACGAAUUGUACACUCGACUCAUGCAGGAACUGGACGCAGCCAAAAUCUUUACCACACCAGAAGCACCACCCCCACAAACAAAACAGUCGUAACGUCGUCCCAAAUCCGUCCAAAAGCGAACCGUCUGUAUAGCGUUAAGGGUCAUUUUGUAUUACGGACACACUCUGGGAUUUAAGAUGAAGCCAUGGUCAAUCGAGCUAGCAGCAGCCGUGUCGUGGUACUUGUAGCGUCUUGGCAAGUCACAAGCGUUGGCUAGUCAAGACAAAAAUAUAAAAAAAAGAUGUAAAGAAACAGAUAUAUGGAGAUGGCA